AAAUGUCGCCUGCAACGAUGUAUACCACCGCUUCCAUGAUCUUCAAGACCCUCGCGGAUGCGGGCAUAACGCACGCGUUUGUCAACUGGGGAAAUGAUCAUCCGGCAUUCUUAGAAGACCUCGAGAGGGGACGGGUCGAGAGCGGGAAGACUCCCAUCGAGAUCAUCACUUGCCCCCACGAAAUGGUCGCACUAAGUGCUGCGCAGGGUUAUGCUCAAGUCACAGGUAAACCGGCAGCUGUCAUAGUACACGUCGAUGUCGGAACACAGGGACUCGGGGGUGCCGUCCACAAUGUCGACAGGGGACAUACCCCCGUCAUUAUCAUUGCCGGUGCCGCACCUCAAUCUUCAGAUAGACGUCUGAAGGGUACCAAAAACGAAUGGCCGAUGUGGUACCAAGAUGUCCCGGAUCAGUCAUCGAUUGUGCGACAAUACAUGCGAUUCACCGCACAGAUACAAAGCGCAAAGAAUACUAGGCAGAUGGUUAUGCGUGCAUUGCAGAUCGCGACGAGCCAGCCGAAGGGUCCCGUAUACCUCUGGGCUCGGCGCGAGACUACCGAGGAAGAGGUCGAUGCAUCGAUCUUCAACGAGAAGCUCGAUAUUUCUAAGUGGCCAUCGGUGCAAGGUGGUGGACUCCCCAAUUCAGCGUUGAAGACAAUUGUAGAUGCGCUCCUUGUAGCCCAAUUCCCGCUCAUCAUCACUGCAAACUCUGGACGAAACCCAAAGACGGUUCCUCUCCUCUCGGAGCUAUCAAGCCUCCUGGCAAUCGGAGUAUACACGUCCUGUCCGAUGUCCGUGUGCAUUCCGUGGACGCACGAAAACUACAUCGGUUCGGCCUUUGGGGGAAAGAACGACCUACUCGAUCACGCCGAUCUCCUAAUCCUCCUAGAGGUCGACAUCCCAUGGGUCGAGGCCGCAGGAAACAAGCCUCGCGACGACGCACGUGUCUUCAUCAUCGACUCGGAUCCGCUCAAGACGAACCUGGGCUGGUCGCACGUCGACGCCGAGCUUCUGUGCAAGGCCGAUCCCGAGACCGCCCUUCAACAGCUCAUUUCAGCGCUCGACGUCCCAGAGGUCAAGAACUUGGUCGCGCCCAAAGUAGCAUCUCGCCGGGCGCGUCUGAGAGAGACUCGCUCUGCGUGGGUGGCGGCUCAAGAGUCGGCCGAGGCCGUCAAGUCCGUCACGGGAGAGCAUCCCGAUGUACCGUUCGUACUCGCGACCCUGCGAAACGCUGUCGCUACCCAAACGCCGAGCAAGGGUGAGAAGGUGCUUUGGGUCAACGAGGCUAUCAGCAGCUAUCCCCUCUGCUGGGCAUACCUGCGUCCCGAGCAGCCCGGAAGCAUGAUUGCGUCUGGGGCGACCAGCAUCGGCUAUGGCCUCGGAGCGAGCAUCGGGGCUUACCUUGGUGGGGUGGUUGCGAACAAGGACUAUGAACUGAUAGCGUAUGUUGUCGGCGAUGGAACAUUCCUCUUCGGAAUUCCUGCUAGUGCGUAUUGGAUCGCGAAGCGGUAUGACACGCCAUUCCUUACAGUGAUCCUCAACAAUGGCGGCUGGAAGUCCCCUAAGCUCUCUAUGCUUGGCGUAUACCCCAACGGCUUAGGAAGCGUUGCCUCGGGCAACCAGCUCACCGUUGGGUUUGGGCCCGAUAUGCCCGAUUUCUCUCAGGUUGCCGUCGCAGCGGGCGGUGCAUGGGGAAAGCGUGUAACCAAAGCCGAUGAGGUACAGGCUGCCCUGGAGGAAGCUAUCCGGGUCGUGUUGCAGGAGAAGAGAAGUGCAGUGGUGGAUGUCGUGUUAGAGGUCAUUUGAGCCAGGGCGCAUGAUCGAUAAUGGUUUUAUGAAUACGCGUCUGCUCUCCGUUGAAACCCAGAUAUCUCUCCAAUUGGAUGACCC
Dichomitus squalens LYAD-421 SS1 is the source of this 1889-nucleotide messenger RNA. Its product is annotated as Thiamin diphosphate-binding protein. The annotation marks the transcript as partial. Gene Ontology annotation, molecular function: flavin adenine dinucleotide binding; acetolactate synthase activity; thiamine pyrophosphate binding. Gene Ontology annotation, biological process: L-valine biosynthetic process. Lineage: Eukaryota; Fungi; Basidiomycota; Agaricomycetes; Polyporales; Polyporaceae. Gene Ontology annotation, cellular component: mitochondrion; acetolactate synthase complex. The record is from RefSeq and is a predicted model, not a curated record. The transcript has 7 exons.